GGAGCCACCGCGACCUUCACAGGCACCCUCACCGUCCACAACCAAAACCUGCUUUUGCGCUUUGAGAAUGGUGUCCUCACCUUUGCCACGCCCCCGCCGCCAGCCUGGGAGCCUGCGGUCGCGCCUGUCCCUCAGCCUGCGGGUCUGAUGGCUCCGCAAGCGGGGUUCCCGCACGCAGCGCAGCCCAGCGACUGCCCCGAGCUGCCGCCCGACCUCCUGCUGGCAGAGCCCGCUGAACCUGCGCCCGCCCCGGCGCAUGAGGAGGAGGCAGAGAGCCUGGCCUCAGCCAAGAGCCCCCCCAGGCCGCUGGGCCCAGGCCCAGGGGUGGUGCUGUACCUGUGUCCCGAGGCCCAGUGCGGACAAACCUUUGCCAAGAAGCACCAGCUGAAGGUGCACCUGCUGACUCACAGCAGCAGCCAGGGCCAGCGGCCCUUCAAGUGCCCGCUGGGCGGCUGCGGCUGGACUUUCACCACCUCCUACAAGCUCAAGAGGCACCUGCAGUCACACGACAAACUUCGGCCCUUUGGCUGCUCUGCGGAGGGCUGUGGCAAGAGCUUCACCACAGUGUAUAACCUCAAGGCACACAUGAAGGGCCAUGAGCAGGAGAACUCAUUCAAGUGUGAGGUGUGCGAGGAGAGCUUCCCUACGCAAGCCAAACUCAGCGCCCACCAACGCAGCCAUUUCGAGCCCGAGAGGCCCUACCAGUGCGCGUUUUCUGGCUGCAAGAAGACAUUUAUCACAGUGAGUGCCCUGUUUUCCCAUAACCGUGCCCACUUCAGGGAACAGGAACUCUUCUCCUGCUCUUUUCCUGGCUGCAGCAAACAGUACGACAAGGCUUGUCGCCUGAAAAUUCACCUGCGGAGCCACACCGGUGAGAGACCUUUCCUUUGUGACUUUGACGGCUGUGGCUGGAACUUCACCAGCAUGUCCAAACUCUUAAGGCACAAAAGGAAGCACGAUGAUGACCGGAGGUUCAUGUGUCCUGUGGAAGGCUGUGGCAAAUCUUUCACGAGGGCCGAGCACCUGAAAGGUCACAGCAUAACCCACCUGGGCACAAAGCCUUUUGUGUGCCCUGUGGAAGGCUGCUGUGCCAGGUUCUCUGCUCGCAGUAGUCUCUACAUUCACUCCAAGAAACACUUGCAAGACGUGGACACUUGGAAAAGCCGUUGCCCCGUCUCUACUUGUAAUAAACUUUUCACAUCCAAGCACAGCAUGAAGACCCACAUGGCCAAAAGGCACAACCUCCGCCAGGAUCUCUUAGCUCAGCUAGAAGCUGCAAAUUCUCUUACGCCCAGCAGUGAACUUACCAGCCAGGGACAGAGUGAUCUCAGUGAGGCAGAGCUAGUGUCUUUACUCUCUGAUGUGCCUGGCAGUAGUUCUGCUGCAGUGCUGGACACAGCACUGGUGAACUCUGGAAUCUUGACUAUUGAUGUGGCUUCUGUGAGUUCAACUCUGGCAGGGAACCUCCCUGCUAUUAAUAAUAAUUCCUUAGGGCAGGCUGUGGACCCUCGGGCCUUGAUGGCCACCAGUGACCUUCCUCAAAGUCUGGACACCUCUCUCUUUUUUGGAACGACAGCCUCUGGUUUUCAGCAGAGUCCCUUAGGUAUGGAUGGUGCCUCAAGUCUAAGUGUGGAGCCAUUGGCAUCUCUGGGCCCUUUGGCUGUGAAAAACUCGAGUCAAGAACCCCAAGCUUUGACCCCCAGCAGUAAGCUAACAGUGGACACGGAUGCUCUGACUCCUUCCAGCACCCUUUGUGAAAACAGUGUCUCAGAACUCCUGACGCCAACCAAAGCAGAAUGGAAUGCACAUCAUGACUCUGACUUCUUUGGACAGGAGGAAGAAACCCAGUUUGGAUUCUCCAAUACAGCAGGAAACCAUGGUUCUCAGAAAGAAACAGAUCUUAUCACAGUGGCUGGCGGCUCAUUUUUGGUAUGAACCAACUGUUAAU
Suricata suricatta (meerkat) is the source of this 1948-nucleotide messenger RNA. RefSeq names its product zinc finger X-linked protein ZXDB. Gene Ontology annotation, biological process: regulation of transcription by RNA polymerase II. Gene Ontology annotation, cellular component: nucleus. Gene Ontology annotation, molecular function: transcription coregulator activity. The annotation marks the transcript as partial. The record is from RefSeq and is a predicted model, not a curated record. The transcript has a single exon. Lineage: Eukaryota; Metazoa; Chordata; Mammalia; Carnivora; Herpestidae.